Messenger RNA from Erythranthe guttata (spotted monkey flower), 1630 nucleotides. NCBI's taxonomy places the organism in Eukaryota, Viridiplantae, Streptophyta, Magnoliopsida, Lamiales, Phrymaceae. The record is from RefSeq and is a predicted model, not a curated record.
AUGGCUGGUUCACUCAAGCAUUUUCACAAACACUUUCACAACCCAAAGAGAAGACAAAUGAAAACUAAACUCAGCAAUGGCUUCUUCUUCUUCCUCCUCCUCUUCUACAUCAAGGUACAAGCCCAACGAAGCACAGUAGGGUACAACUGCACACCCAACCAACCCCCAACCUCCUGCGAAACCUACGUCUUCUACAGAGCAACCCCACCAUAUUUCCUCGACUUAGCCUCCGUCGGCGAUCUCUUCUCCGUCAGCCGUCCGAUGAUAUCAAACCCCAGCAACAUCUAUCUCCGGCGGCCCCUCUCCUCCCCAACCACCGGCACCCAACCUCUCUCUAACAAGAGUACUGAUAAAAAGGGUGCAAUUUUAGGGUUAGGGAUUGGAUUAGGAAUUUGUGGGGUGCUUAUAAUCUCGAUUUGCGGAACAUGGUUUUACAGAGAGAACUCGAUGAAGUCGAGAAAAUACAGAGAUGAAGAGGAGCAGAAAAUGCAGAAGAUUGGGAAUGGAAUUUCGAAAGCUGAGGAGGUGAAUUUGAUGGCGGAUGUUUCGGAUUGUUUGGAUAAGUAUCGAGUUUUCGGAGUCGAGGAUUUACGGAAUGCGACGAAUGGAUUCGAUGAUGGGUGUGUAAUUCAGGGUUCUGUUUAUAGAGGCUGCAUUGAUGGAGAGUGGUAUGCUAUCAAGAAAAUGAAGUGGAAUGCCUAUGAGGAACUCAAGAUCUUGCAGAAGGUGAAUCAUGGGAACCUAGUGAGGCUAGAGGGCUUCUGCAUAGACCCCGUCGAAUCAAACUGCUACCUCGUCUACGAACACGUCGAAAACGGGUCCCUCCACUCGUGGCUCCACGAGAACAAGAACAACAAAAAACCCGAAAAGUUGAGCUGGAAAACGAGGCUAAGAAUCGCUAUCGAUAUAGCAAACGGGCUCCAAUACAUCCACGAGCACACUAGGCCACGCGUCGUCCACAAGGACAUCAACAGCAAAAACAUCCUCCUCGAUUCGAACAUGCGUGCCAAGAUCGCAAAUUUCGGCCUCACAAAAUCGGGGUGCAAUGCAAUAACCACACAAAUUGUAGGGGCAAAAGGGUACAUUUGCCCCGAGUAUAUCGAGAACGGAGUUGUGUCCACGAAAAUGGAUGUCUUCUCGUUUGGGGUUGUUUUGCUAGAGUUGGUUUCGGGCCGGGCCCCGGUGGACGACCAGGGGGGGCUUCUUUGGGCGGAGGGGGGCGGGGUUUUGGAGGGGACGGGGAAGGGGGGGAAGUUGAGGGGUUGGAUGGCCGAGGGCCUCGUUGGUGAUGAGACGAUCAUGUCAUCGUGGGAGAGCGUCGUGAGUGUGGUGGCGGUGGCGGUUGCUUGUGUGAAUAGGGAUCCGACGAAGAGGCCGAGUAUGGUGGAGAUUGUGUAUGCUUUGUCUAAGAGUGAUGAUUUGUUCUUUGAUUUUUCUGAGGAUGAGUUUUCUCCUAGACAAGUUAUUGCAAGAUAAUUUGGUGUGUUUUUUUUUGUUGGGGGUGUAAAUAUAAAUAUUAUAAUGUUGGUGUAGGUUUGUGUAAAUCAUCCUUAAUAAAAUCUGUGUGUUUUUCAUUAGAAACCACGAUCUUGUCUGAUUCCAUGAGUCGGGUUAAUUUUAAAUUAAAUUA